Molecule: messenger RNA, 3120 nt
Organism: Hyla sarda
Lineage: Eukaryota; Metazoa; Chordata; Amphibia; Anura; Hylidae
Gene: ANTXR1
Product: ANTXR cell adhesion molecule 1
Exons: 18
Coding region: 156-1856 (566 amino acids)
Cellular component (GO): membrane
Molecular function (GO): signaling receptor activity
Source: RefSeq, a predicted model, not a curated record
CUAGUCCUGAAACCCAAGAUAGAAGGUGCACAGGAAGGACCAAUUUGGAGGAUCAAAGGCAAAUCCUCAACUGGAAAGCACUUGGGAUUCUUCUGUGUGGAUUAAGCAUCUAUAAGAAGAAACAUUGUUCAGAUUUCUGGAAGUUUAGAAUAACUAUGGCUGAAUGUUGCACCUUCCAUGUGGUUUUCAAGACUCUGCUCCUUGCUACAUUUCUUUUGGUAUGUUAUGGUCAAAGUAGUUCUGAGGAAAGUACUGGACCAUCUUGCUAUGGAGGUUUUGACCUGUACUUUGUGUUGGACAAGUCUGGCAGUGUUCUUCACCACUGGAGUGAAAUCUAUGACUUUGUGGAACAUUUAACAGAGAGAUUUAUCAGCCCACAGCUUCGAAUGUCUUUCAUUGUAUUCUCCACAAGCGGAACUACCUUAAUGCAUCUGACAGAUGACAGAGAACAGAUCAAGCUGGGGCUGGAGGACCUACAGAAAGUUCUCCCUGGUGGAGACACGUACAUGCAUGAGGGAAUUCAGAGGGCUAGUGAACAGAUUUAUCAUGAGAGUCACAAAGGAUACAGGACAGCAAGUGUUAUCAUCGCACUAACAGAUGGAGAGCUACAUGAGGAUCUCUUUUAUUAUGCAGAACGAGAGGCUAACCGAUCCCGUGAAUUGGGAGCCCAGGUGUAUUGUGUGGGGGUUAAAGACUUCAAUGAGACGCAGCUGGCUCGGAUAGCUGACAGCAAGGACCAUGUCUUUCCUGUAAAUGGAGGAUUUGAGGCUCUUCAUGACAUCAUAGGUUCAAUCCUAAAGAUGUCCUGUAUAGAAAUUCUAGCUGCGGAGCCUUCCAGUAUAUGUGCUGGCGAUUCCUUUCAAGUGGUCGUGAGGGGGAAUGGAUUCCGAUAUGCCCGAAACGUCCAUCAAGUUCUCUGCAGUUUUAGAAUCAAUGAUACUUCUCUCAAUGAGAAGCCCCUUGUUGUAGAAGACACAUACCUGCUGUGCCCUGCACCUGUUCUAGAAGAUGUUGGCAUGACAGCUACCCUCCACGUCAGCAUGAACGAUGGCCUGAGCUUCAUCUCCAGUUCCGUCAUCAUCACCAGCACUCACUGUGCUGAUGGGACCAUCUUGGCUAUCGCUCUGCUCAUCUUAUUUCUCCUCCUGGUUCUGGCCCUGCUGUGGUGGUUCUGGCCCCUGUGCUGCACUGUGAUGAUCAAGGCACCUCCCCCACCACCAGAAACAGACAGCGAGGAGGAUGAGGAGGAUGGUUUGCCUAAGAAGAAAUGGCCUACAGUGGACGCAUCUUAUUAUGGAGGACGUGGAGUUGGAGGAAUCAAAAGAAUGGAGGUGCGUUGGGGGGAGAGAGGUUCCACUGAAGAAGGCGCUAAGUUAGAGAAAGCCAAAAAUGCUAAGGUGAAGAUGCCAGAGCAAGAGUAUGAGUUUCCUUCUCCGAAGAUUCUAAACUCCAAUUAUGGGAAGGGGAACUCUUCUAGAAAGUGGUACUCCCCAAUAAAGGGCAAACUCGAUGCUCUCUGGGUUCUCCUGAGAAAAGGAUACAGUCGGGUGUCGAUAAUGAGACCACAGCCUGGAGAUAAGGGAAGAUGCAUCAAUUUCACAAGAGAAAAGAAAUCAAUGCCACCGAGAUAUCCAUUAAACAAUGCUUCUCAUAAUUCACCUUCAUCCAGUCCAAUCUAUACCCCACCCCAUAGUCCAAUUUACACCCCUCCUCCUCCAAUAACUCCACCAUCUCAACCAACACAUUCUCCUCCACCUGUUCCAUCUCCAACAAUCUGCCUUCCACCUCCACCCCUGGCUUCACCUCCUUGCAGAGCUCCACCGCCCAGCAGACCUCCACCUCGACCUUCACUUUAGACCUUUUAUCUCCAGUAUAGCUGGGGAUUCAUUUUGAGAAAUUUUUCAUCUUGAAUGGAUGUGAUGUUCUUUGGAACACCUUUGUCCAAAACCACUUACCUAAACAAUCGUUUUUAAACAUGUCGAGUUGUGGAUUAAUCCAUACUUGGAAACUCCAGCAUUAAUUGCCAUCUCCAUUUGGUCAGCUAUUGAAACCAUUGAUGAAUUGGGCUGACUAAAGAAGAAUAAAGUGAAUUCCCCACCCCACCACCAAAAAAUGUAAUUAGCAAAGAAGCAACUCGUCUAGCUUUCCUAUAGCUUUACUAUGAGAGACAUCUUUGCUGAGGAUCUUUUGGACUAGUGAAAGAAAGCUUCAUGACCCUAAUAAAUGUACAAUGGAAGUUUCUAUGUGUUUAACUAUUUAAGUCAACUUGAAAAGCAUUGAUACAUUUCCGUACUAAAAUAUGUGGGGUGUUUUUUUAUGGAGAAAAAUUAUUGCCAAAAAAAAACUGCAUCAACUAUUGACCACUAUGGAUUGAUGAGACAGUUCUGAAGAUAAAUCAAGCUAAUUCUUAUCACUUGAUACAUUGGAUUCAAGCUGUUCCUUGUACAAAGAACCGACAGCACCUACAGGCCAAUUUCAACAAUAAAGUAGACUGCAGAAGAUGUCAUUGGUUUCCUGGUGGAUCGCAAUGAGUUAUGAAGACGCCGGAGUUCUUCUUAAAUUCUUCUUUCAGGGUAUUGAAAUGGCUGUCACCUGUAGGUGUGCACACAAUUAACCAACAUGGAAGAUUUACAGUGUUUCAUCUUCGUAUUCGGCUUCUGUUGAGGCUUCAAUGGAAAUAUAAAGUGAAAAGUAUAAAAUCCCACCAGAGAAAGGGAUUAUAUUCCAUAUGGAAAUUUAUGAGAUUGAACAGCAGAAGGCUGGACCUUUGCAAUGAAAAAAAAAACUGCUAUAGCAGAGUCUAUGAAAGAUUACUUUAGAGCUUCGCAAUGCGUUGCCGAGCCCUCUGUACAGAGGAAUCAUGGGUUAACCAAUAUUAUGUAUACACUUACAUUGUCUUUUUGAAAUAGCCGUAACGUAGAAAAUAUUGCUUAUUGUAGUAUAAGGGGCACUGGGCGUUGCUUAUAGGGGUCAUUUCUUGUUUAUUAUCUGCUUCCUUCUUGGAACUCACAAUUCCCAUUUUUACAUGUUCACUAUUAUUUUACACAGAUGGCUGCCAGUUACAGAAAUGAUUGUGUUUAAAGGGGUAUUCCAGGAAAAAACUAAUUUUUUUUUAUAUCA